AUGCAUCUGCAGGCUAGACAGAUCUACUGGGAUGACGACAGGUGUUAUAUCGACAGAUAUGGCUACAGGCGCUGCAGAAGCUCAGCCUGGAACAAUUGGGUCCGAUGGGUAGUCCUCGUCGUUGUCGUCGUCGGCUUCCUCCUGCUCUUUGUACUCUGCUCUUGCUUAACGGCGCGUCGUCGCCGCAAGGCUGGUCGCAAGCCCUUCUACGGAACAGGCUGGGCUGCUCGUCCUGGUCUCUACAACAACCAAAACAACAACCAGUACAACGCCCAGCCAUACUACGCAAACCAACCCGCCCCGCCCUAUGACGCCGCUACAAACAACAACAACAACAACGGUUACUACGGCGGCGGCGCAAACCAAAACUACUACGGUCAGCAAAACGGUGUCGAGCUUCAACAGCCCCAGCCUAGCUACGGCGGAGGCGGCUAUGCACCACCACCAGGCCCUCCACCAGCCAAGGCUUAA
Bipolaris victoriae FI3 is the source of this 471-nucleotide messenger RNA. RefSeq lists its product as hypothetical. The record is from RefSeq and is a predicted model, not a curated record. Gene Ontology annotation, biological process: vesicle-mediated transport. The coding region runs from base 1 to 471 and encodes 156 amino acids. Gene Ontology annotation, cellular component: intracellular membrane-bounded organelle. NCBI's taxonomy places the organism in Eukaryota, Fungi, Ascomycota, Dothideomycetes, Pleosporales, Pleosporaceae. The transcript has 3 exons.